CAGUGAAAACUGUUAUCUAGUUCAUCCUGUAAGAAAUGACAUUCAAAAUUGUUUGGUUCGUCGCUUUGAUGAUAAUUUACAUUGGAAAGUUAUCAGAAUGCCAAAGACGAAAUCCUGGAGCGAAUUGUUUGAAAACGAAACUUUCAUCUAAUGUUGUUAAAAUGUUCGAUGUUUGCGUUCUCAAGGCCAAAAAUGAAUGUACUGGAAGUUCAAACCAAUCAAAAGGAGAAGAACCAUGUUCCAUUCCUAAAUCAUGGAAAAAAUUAUGCCCUUGUAUGAUUGAAGAAAUUCAAAAGAUAUUUGGUUCUUGUUGCAAAACAUAUAAAGGCUGUGACUAUACCAUUGAAGGAGAAGCUAUGGCUUGCAUUUUCAAUAUGAGUACUAAAUUGUUUUCAUCCUUUCAUGAUUGCUGUGACCAAUUAAAUUCUUUUUGGUAUAGAAGACUUAAUAAGGUCCUUUAUUUGGCCUUAAAAGAUUUUCUGCAAAGAAAAUAUGGAGAAAAUAGUGGAAUACAAUCAUCAUCUUCGUCAUCAUCUAAGACUAUUCAAUCAGAAGCUGCACAGGAGAUCUGUACUGAUUUAAAUGAUUCUGAAUAUACAGAUGCAAAUAUUCAAACAACCAACUGCACUAUCUCUGAGAAUAUAUUACAGGCUUCACAAUGCACUUUCCAUGACUUAAUUGACCAUCUUGAAGACAACUGUGAUAAUAAAGAUGACAAAUCAUCUGAAAGUGAUAACUCUGAUGAAAUGUCUGAUAAAUGUGAUCCAUUAUCUGAUAUGGUAUUUACCAGAUGGAGCGAUAAUAUUACUGUUACCUGCGAGGUCUUUGAGCAAUUUAAAAAUAUUGUACAUAUGUCAUUAAAAAAUUAUGACAUGCAAAAUAAAGAAAAAUCUCAAACAACUACAUUAAAAAAUCAGAUUCUGACAGUGGAGUGUUAUCCUAUGGGUAAAAAGGGAAAUUGCCUGGUACCCCACCCCACCAGCAGCGGGUCCUAA
This is a messenger RNA of Centruroides sculpturatus (bark scorpion), 995 nucleotides long. RefSeq lists its product as uncharacterized. Lineage: Eukaryota; Metazoa; Arthropoda; Arachnida; Scorpiones; Buthidae. The transcript has 17 exons. Bases 36 to 995 code for a protein of 319 amino acids. The record is from RefSeq and is a predicted model, not a curated record.